AUGGGUUCCAACCGAGUGACCGCAAGAGAACUCUGUGAAAAUGAUGACCUGGCAACCAGCUUGGUGCUUGAUCCUUACCUGGGAUUCCGAACACACAAAAUGAACGUUGGUCCACUGCCUUCUAUAAGGAGACAGCAUCACUUGAGAGAGGCACUGCACACAUUCCGUAAGAAGAGAGACCUGGAGGCAGCAUUCCGUGCUCUUAUAACAGGGGCCAAUCAUUACCUCAAAAACCAAAUAACACAGCAGGAAGCUACGCUGAAGGCACAUAUAUUCCGAUACUUGCGAAUGUUCCUGCCAGAGAGUGGCUUCAUGAUCCUGCCUUGCAAUCGGUACUCUCUGGAAACCAAUGGAGCCAAAGUAGUUGCUAUAAAGCCUUGGGUAAAGAAUGAGAAAAUAGCUCUGCUUGUAGGCUGCAUAGCCGAGUUAACCAAAGCUGACGAGAGCCUCCUUCGCUUUGGUGAGAAUGACUUCAGUGUUAUGUACUCCACCAGGAAGAAGUGUGCACAGCUUUGGCUGGGGCCGGCUGCUUUUAUUUAAUCAUGACUGUCGGCCCAACUGCAAGUUUGUUCCAACAGAAGGAAAUACAGCUUGUGUAAAAGUUCUCAGGGACAUUAAGCCAGACGAUGAAAUCACCUGCUUCUAUGGAGACAGUUUUUUCGGAGAGAAGAAUGAGAUGUGCGAGUGCUGCACUUGUGAAAGAAAAGGGGAGGGAGCAUUCAGACUUCAAAAGAAAGAGCCCUGUGAAUCUACCUCAUUAGAGAAAUACCAGCUCAGAGAAACUGAUGGUCGCCUGCAAAGGUUGCAAGGUCAUAGUGACAAACAAACCCAGCAUGGCACUACCCGAAAAAGAAAACGUGUCUCAAGUUUAAGAUGUAGAUCAUCACCAAGCCUCAAAAAGAGCCCUGUAAAUUGCAAGAAUAGCACUUUUCUGUCACGUCUCAGGUCGCCACUUUCAUCUCCAUAUUCCCGGUCUUGCCAUGGAACUCGGCGCUGUUCUAUUAAUAGGUCACAAAUGCAAGUGAAUUUUGCAUUGCCUCCAGGAACCAUCAUAAGAGACAUUCGCAUAAACCUGCACAAUUCCAAAUGUAGUCGACACUCAGCUGCAGGAACACCUAGUGAAGUCCAUGGCUGCAAAUUGGGCAAAGAACCUGUGGUGAGACUUAAGCGGCAAAAUGUAAGUCCUGAUAAGCUAAGGUUUUACCAAGGCUUAGAUAAAGCCCUGCACAAUUCAUCUCGAAUAUCUCUACAAGGCAAAACCAAUGCUGUGGAGCAAAACGCCAAAGAUCAUACUUUGAAUGAACAUAGUGUGGUGGAGGAGAGCUUAGAUUCCGAAAUCCUCUCAACCUGUACCAGCUUGUGUAUAGAUGAACCAGAUGUAGAUGUCUCUGAAAAUCAAAACUUUGCAUCCGAUUCCAUUUCAAACUCUGACAGAAUGAACAUAAAUGGCGCUGAUAUCACCAUGGCUCAACCAGAGUUGGGUGUUCUUGUUUCUCCUUUAAACUCUAAUAGAUUAUGUUCAACUGUAGUGUCUCAAAUGCAGGAGGACGAUAACUUUCCACCAGCUGGAUCCUUACCUGAAAAACACUGUGAACCUAAACAAUUCAAGCUUCAAAUUCUCUCCAGAUUUUAUGUUGCCUAAAAAGCUUGGUUUAACACAUUACAUCACAGUCAACUUGAGCAAAUCAAGAGUUUCAGGUGCUGAAUAUUUAAACACUCCAAGCUCUUUCUAUUAUGUCAGAAAGCAUAAGCGUAGCUGCAAUCAAAAGCCAUUUACUGGAAUUGCUCAUGAUCAGAUGGUAGUGAAAAAUGCUGUUGACAGUCAGGUCGUGGAUGCAGACAGCUCUUUAACUGAACCAGCUGAUAGAAAUGUGAAACCAAGGACAUACACAAGUAAAGUUUUCUCUUUACGAUCCAGACCUAUAUUGUUUGAAGAGCCAAAAGAAAGACAGACUGCUUUUCGUAAAAAGAGGCAGACAACUCAUCUAGACUUUAAUGGGCACAAUAAACUGGCAGGCAACCAUAGAAGUAGUAGACUUGAAAGGCGUCACUCUGCUCCUCAUAAACUACUUAGUGUCGAACUGCAGUCGGAUCCCAAGCUAUCUUUAAAGCCAUACGUAGAACUUAGUUUAAACACAACAAUCUCAAAAGAAGAAUCUCUGUUUCAGAAGCACAAACAUGUCCUGUGCCAUUAACAGAGGGAGCUGCUGACAUGAGCAUGUUCAUCUCACCACAGUCUGAACUUUUGACUAAUGGCAGCAAGAAAAAAAGUGUGACCUUUAGUCCUUUUACCCCCUUCCAAAAGACUGCGUCUUGUUGUUAAUAAUGGUUCUAUAGAUCUGGACAUUGCAUCCUCCGCUAGUGAUGAGUCUAACUGA
Messenger RNA from Staurois parvus, 2378 nucleotides. The record is from the annotation of a GenBank genome assembly. Lineage: Eukaryota; Metazoa; Chordata; Amphibia; Anura; Ranidae.